AUGUCUAGCAAGUCUGUGACAAUUAUCGGCGCUGGCAUUGCAGGCCUCAAGGCUGCAGAAGUGCUUCUUAAGAGUGGCCGUUUUGCCAAGGAAGAUAUAGUGAUUCUCGAGGCUCAAGAUAGAGUUGGAGGCAGAAUCAAGACUGAUAAGGACUCUUCGAAGUUGGGUGUAUCGUAUGACUUGGGUGCAGCCUGGUUCCACGACGCUUUGACCAAUUCAGUGUUGUAUGAUAGCAUUGACAAUGGCACGUUUGUGCCUGCGAAGGAUGGGUACUUUGACGAUAAGGAUAUUGCUAUGUAUGCUCUGGAUCAAGAUGGCCCAUUGGACUCGGGAAACUUGAAAUUGGUCAGAGUGCUCGAGGAUAUGGAAAAGUUCAUGGAAUUGUACUUCAUGUCGGACUUGGGAGUCAAGGACAUUUCGUUAGAUGAGCUUGCUAAGUUGUACGUGGAGAAGUAUAAGGUGUUCCUUACGCCAGAGCAGCUUCGGUACUGCUGCAGGGUCUUUCGUUACUAUGAGCUUUGGUUCGGUAUUCCAUCUUAUGAUAUCUCGGCCAAAUACGCUCCUAUGGAUCACCAGGGCCGUAAUCUCUAUAAUAAGAUAGGCCACGGGUUUGCAAUUGACCAUUUGGUGUCUCAGAUCGAUUGUGAGAUCCUGAAGCAGCACCAAGUGACGAAGAUCAGCAGAAACAUUAGAGGUGGUCCAAAGAAAAAUAAAGUGGAGUUGGCCGAUGGAAGUACUAUUGAUACGGACUAUGUUAUUGUUACUGUUCCACUUAGUAUACUUAAACUCAAGGAAGGACCCCAGAAAAUUACGUGGGAACCUCCGCUUCCUAAGCCUAUAACUGAAGCCUUGGACCAGAUUUCAGUAGGAUCGCUAGGAAAAGUCAUUUUCGAGUUUGAUAUGAUCUGGUGGGACAAGAAUCAGGACAGAUUUGAUAUUAUUCCUGACGACGUUUCUUCGUUUGGAGUGGUACCUAAAUCAUGGGAAUACCCAAGCAUCAUUGUCAACUACGCCAGAGUGAAGCCUGGUACGCCGUCGUUGGUUUUACUUACGCAGUCUCCAGUUACAGACUAUUUGGAAGAGCAUCCUGAACAGGCCUGGCCAUUCUUGAAGCCUAUGCUUUCAAAGUUGAACAUUUCCAGUUUCUCUGUUCCCGAUCCAAUCAACACCAUCGUUACAGACUGGACCAAAAACCCCUUUGCAAGAGGUGCUUACUCGGCAGUACGCACUGGCGACUGCCCUGACGAUUUAAUCAUUCAUCUUAGUGGUGAGAACGAAGGUGUGGGUAUGGGAUCUGGCUCUACCAUCCGUUUCGCUGGCGAACACACUAUCGCUGAUGGUAGCGGCUGUAUCCAUGGAGCUUACGAUUCAGGAAAGAGGGAAGCAGAAUGGAUUUUGAACGAUUCCAAAUAA
Molecule: messenger RNA, 1413 nt
Organism: Candidozyma haemuli
Lineage: Eukaryota; Fungi; Ascomycota; Pichiomycetes; Serinales; Metschnikowiaceae
Gene: CBP1
Product: Cbp1p
Exons: 1
Coding region: 1-1413 (470 amino acids)
Molecular function (GO): oxidoreductase activity
Source: RefSeq, a predicted model, not a curated record